Molecule: messenger RNA, 983 nt
Organism: Chilo suppressalis (striped riceborer)
Lineage: Eukaryota; Metazoa; Arthropoda; Insecta; Lepidoptera; Crambidae
Source: the annotation of a GenBank genome assembly
UGAUUUGAUGUUUCGUGAUUGACUAUUUGACUUCUCAAUUUAUCAAAAAAUACAAAACAAACAUUGGUACAAAUUAAAUAAAUCAAAUAAUAAUUUGUUGAUAAUUAUGGCUCAUAUACAAUGUGUAGAUGAAUUAGUUCGUGAAUACUUAUUAUUCAGAGGGUUUAACACCACCGUAAAAGCUUUUGAUACCGAUCUUAGGGCAGAUAAAGACAAGGGUUUUAGGGUGGAUAAAAUAAUUGAUCAAAUUUUACAUUACAUCAAUGUUUCUGAUUUAAAUGGUCUUAAAGAAUAUUGGUCUCACCUUGACAGUCUAGUAUUCUCAAAAUUGGAAAUUCAUGUUCAGCCUGCCGUUCGAAAGCUGGAGUAUAGCCUGUAUAAGUUGUAUCUGGUAACGGCUGCUCAAAGUGCUGGCGGAGUGCGAAAUGAGAAAGUUGCAGAAUUCUUAGCCAAAAUGUUACCAGAGCUUCAAGGGCAGAAUGAAUGGAGAGAUUGGUUUAUGCUACCUUAUAUUCAAAAGCCAGAGGAGAACCCGUCAUUCAGCCUAUAUUUUACGCGCGCCUGGCAAGAUAGUGUACUUGUCUCUCUCCACAACCUGUUGGCCACUGUGUUCCAGUGCAUGCCACAACCAACCCUCACCAGCUAUGAAAGUGAUGCUGCUUUAGUUAAAAGACUGCAAGAUGAAUUAGCCGCUUUGAAAGGAAAGAUACAGCAACAGCCAACAUCACUGGAAAAGACCUCCCCUAUAGGCCACCAGUCUCGUCUCUCUCAAUAUUCAGAGAGGUUGAGUGGACCAUUGCCACUCGUAGAUGAUUUCUGUGCUGUGCCUUCAGAACAGCUUGACAGUGGUGUCAGAGAAGCCAAAGGCCUCCGUGGUUUAUUGCGCCAGAUGGGAGGCAGCCCAGUCAUGGGAAGAAGAUCGGCUAGAUCACAAAGCCAAAACUGAUUCUUAUUUGUUAAUAAUUUAAAAGCAUUGAACCUGU